GCUGCUCUCCCGCCUCUCCCCUGCGCCCGCUCGGCGGCGGCCCCGGCGGCGGCGGCGGAGCGCCCCGUGUCCCCCGACCGGCCGCCUGCCGCAGCUGCCGACAGUCCGACUUUCUGUCCGCUUGCGACUGCUCCUGGCGGCAUGUCCAGCGCCGCCUGGGUGAGGGCAGCCGCGGUGCCGGCGGGGUCGGGCGCGCGGGGACAGUAGGACCCACCCGCGACCCUCGCGCCGGAGAGCCGGGCCGAGCCAUGUCCCGCGCCGCGCUGGCGGCCAGCGCAUGGGCCCGAGCCUGAGCGGCGGCCGGCCGUGCCCCGAUGCGCCCGGCGGGCUCCCGGCGCCGCUGAGGAGGCGGCUCGCGGUGCUGCUCGCCAUGCUCUGCGUCUGGCUCUGCGCGCUGCUCGCCGCCUGCGCCGGGCCCUGCGCCGCGGCCCCUGGGCGGCCGCCCCCCGACGGGGCGCCGCCCGGCCUGCCGCCCCCCGACGGGGCGCCCCACGCCGGGGCGCUCCCUGGCCUGCCGCCCCCCGACGGGGCGCGCCCCGGGUUGCCGUUCGGAGACCCCGCCGAGCCGAGUCCCGGGGCGCCGGGCGCGCCCGUCCCGAUGUCCAGCUUCCCGAGCGGGCCGGGCCGCAAGCGGCUGCCGCAGGCCAUCAUCGUGGGCGUGAAGAAGGGCGGCACGCGCGCGCUGCUGGAGUUUCUGCGCGUGCACCCCGACGUGCGCGCCGCGGGCGCCGAGCCGCACUUCUUCGAUCGCAGCUACGACCGGGGCCUCGCCUGGUACCGGGACCUGAUGCCCAGGAGCCUGGACGGGCAGAUCACCAUGGAGAAGACGCCCAGCUACUUCGUCACACAGGAGGCACCCGCGCGCAUCUCAGCCAUGGCCAAGGACACCAAGCUCAUUGUGGUGGUGCGGGACCCGGUGACCAGGGCCAUCUCAGACUACACACAGACGCUCUCCAAGAGGCCCGACAUCCCCAGCUUCGAGAGCCUGACAUUCCGGAAUAGGACUGCGGGCCUCAUCGACACGUCCUGGAGUGCCAUCCAGAUCGGCAUCUAUGCCAAGCACCUGGAGCGCUGGCUGCGCCACUUCCCACUGGCCCAGAUGCUUUUCGUCAGCGGGGAGCGGCUCAUCAGUGACCCUGCGGGCGAGCUGGGCCGUGUCCAGGACUUCCUGGGCCUCAAGAGGAUCAUCACCGACAAGCACUUCUACUUCAACAAGACCAAGGGCUUCCCGUGCCUGAAGAAGGCGGAGGGCAGUGGCAGACCCCACUGCCUGGGCAAGACCAAGGGGAGGACCCACCCCGAGAUGGACCGGGAGGUGAUACAGAGGCUGCGUGAGUUCUACCGGCCAUUCAACCUCAAGUUCUACCAGAUGACUGGCCACGACUUUGGCUGGGAUUGAACACCAGACUGUGUAACUUUCCACUUGGAUUAUAUAUUGAAAGAGAUUAUAUGUAUGUAAAAUGUACAGAAAUCUAUUUUAUAAUAAUUUAUUUUUAAUUCAUAAGCAAUUAAUUCACUAAGCUGCCUAGCCACACUCUUUAGAGAGUUAGCUUCAUAAUCUGUUAACAUUCCAAAGUGUUUUACUCUAAUAUUUUGGUUUUAUAAUCACAGUUGAUGGUGCUUCCAUGUUUUUGCCUACUCAUAUUUAAAAAGAAGAAAAGCACAACUUGAGAUUUUUGUUGUUACGGGUAUUCCACCUUCGGUCUCCAUCUGAGUCAGCUUCCCGUUUCCUUGUGUCUUUGGUCCCAGAUUUCACUUUCUAUUGGUCUCACUGCCUAUGUACCUCAUAAGAAUGCUGAGCAGCCUCAGUAAGCUGCAAUCACUCUGAUUCUCAGGCUUCAUGUAGCAGCUUCCUUGUUGACAUGAUUCCAUUUCCAAGGAUACAGACACCAGCCCACCCCCAUCCCUCUGCCACUCUGGCCCCAAAUCCACUCAACACAGAAGGGAAUCACUACCUUUCCCAUGCCAUCUGUGUCUUGCAAAUUUGUGCACGUGAGUGUCUAUUUACUUCAACUUUUAUCUUGAAGGACGAUGGCCUUGCAUCUUUUCUAACUCAGUCCCUGAUUCAUUAAUCACCUUGAAGUGUAUGCAGAUGUUAACUUCCUCUUUCCCAGUUGUGAGAUGUUUGGUUGCUGCUUUAGAAACAAGACUAUCUCUUGAAAUUUGCGUGAGAGUGCACCAUGCUCCAUCUUGCUAGCAGAAAAGUUCUGCACUAACACCAAAGAAAUCCCUAGGCUAACUAAAGGCUCACAUCUUUUUGGGGUGUCAAGUGUCAAUUCCCAAUGGAAGGAGGUGCAUUCCAUACAGUCAGUAUCUACCAAGGUGCUGCUCGGUGCCCAUGUUGGGCAAGUUUCAGUAGCCUGAUAUCCAUGAGGGGAAGAAAAGACAAAGACACCUCCUAAGGCAGCAAUGCAGAAGAAGCAAUUCUGUCUCUUAUCCCCUUAUUCCUUGGUGUCUGAAACUCUCCUUCUGGAAUUUCUAGUUCAUCUCAGAUUGGUAACAAGUUCUGUAGCUAGUUGCCAAGAGCCUAUUAGAGGCUGAAAGCUGCCCCAGGUUAUCUGUAAGCAUUUGAGCCUGACACUUUAUGAAAGUAUUCCUUGUUUCAGCCAGUUUCUGGCAGAAGGCUUGCCAGCAUUGAUGCUACUGAUGCAGAAUGAACUUCUCAUACCUCCAUAUUGAGGGAGCAGCUGGGGAUCGUUUAUGAUGACUAGCUAGUGGAAGUUGGAUAACCACAUAGCAAUAGCACAUAAUGACAUCUUUACUUGGUCCUCAAUUUUCUAAAACAGAAUGCUUUUACCGUGAAAGAUAGAUAUUUAAGCUUUUUUGUCACCAGGGAAUACAUGGAAAGAUAUGCAUAUUGCUAUAAUCAUUAGCUUGUAAUAGUUUCAAAGGACACUUUUGUAAUGUUGUAUGAGAGAACUUGCCCGAUAUAGUAAGAAAAGUUGUGUGAAAUAGAAAAAAAAUUAUCUUUAGAAACUCAUCAGGAUGUCACUCAUUUUUAAGUGAUGUCUCAGUAAUAACCUGGUUUGUAUUUGCUUACAACUUUUAGCCCAGAUCUUGCUAGUUUUAUAUUUAGCAGCCAAGUUGUCACUUUGUAGGUUCUGUGUAGGAUGAUGGACACUGGGUGUCUCCUUGUAUUCCUCAGAUGUUAUAUUCAAUUUAUAGCUUUCUUAUUGAGUCUACCAAGUAGUGUAGAAACUGCAUUUGGCAGAAUGCACAUUUGCAUUAGGCACCAGUUAGUCACGCAUUUUUCCAAUGAGAAGGCUAAUUUGAAAUAAACCUGAGAAUACCUCUUGUAGUGACAGAAUAAUGUUACUUGAAAUAAAAGUCAGAAUCUCUUUCCCUCAUCUAAUCCUCCCUAUUCACUUUCUAGACACUCACAUGCUCUAGCAUGGUCAAAAUUCAUAAGAAAGGUGUGCAACCAAGCAAUACUAAAGCAUGCAAUGAGCUUUUGCUUUCCCUUGGGGGGAAAGAACUUGCAGUCUUACUAAGCUGUAUUUUUAAAUAGGAUUUUUAUUCUUUAUUCUAUGCCUUAAAAUAAACUGAAACAGGAAAUUUUCAGAUAGGAGAGUCAUUUAGUCACAAACACUGAAAGUGGGUUAAAAUUCUAUUCUGGGUCAAAUUCUUGACUCCAAACAGAUGUCAGUGAUUAGCACUGAUGGAUUUUAGCAAAUUUUUCCAUGUAACACAAAUAAAUCAAAUGUCCUGUGCAUCUCUUCCUUGUGGUUUGAUUGCAACUAAUUCACACAUAGCAUUUGUCCUAUGGUUAUACCCAUCAUGUGAAGGUCAUUAUAGAGCCUGACCCCACAUAUCUUCUUCCAGAAGAAGCUAGAUAACAUAAAAUUAAGCUUCUGGGUUUCUGCCUAUAGCAAUUUGCAAGGUUACCAACUUCACUUUUUAGCUGCUAUGGAACAAACACCAUUUCAUGUUUGGGCAGAUUGUCUUAGCACAUGUUUGAAAUUUCUUCAAAUUAUAGAAAAAACUCUGAUACUCAGUGAAGUACUUUAUUUUUUCAUUGAAGACAGCGUCAAAAGGGAUAACAAAAAAAUUAGAAGUAUUUACUGUUUUUCUCUCUCCCAAGCUUUUUAAAAAGUGAUAACAUGGAUGUGAAAAUUUACUUAGGUAUAGUGCCUGCAUCAUUAAUACUUAAUUGGAUGAUGGAAGAGGAGAAAUUCUCUUCAUAGGAUUCUCUUUGGAAAUCAAUUUGAGUGAUAGAUUCUUUAUAGGAUCUUUGGAGAAAACAGUUUAAGAUCCUUAUGAAAACAAGAUUUUCAUAAGGAAAACAUAGGGAAGUUCCAAUAAAUUGAAAUGUUUUGUGUGUAUUUAAAGUUCUGGCAAAAAAAAAAAAGUCUGUCUUCAGUUUAUCCAAAAGGAUGGGCAAUAAGACUUAAAGGUGUGGUUAGACUUUAUUUCACUUUUGUAACAUUAAUUUAUGACUGAGUUUGAUUCAACCCAGUAAUCUGAAAUACUGUGCAAAAUCUAGCAGUGUCUUCUAUAAUCUGGAUGUUAGAAUAGCCAAUAUGUACAAGAAAAAUCAAGUAUUUUCUCCUAUGUAUAACACAAAUUAAUUUUACACAGAAAAUGAUGUUUUUAGGAAAAUGAAAUUCUGGUAACUCCUACUAUUUCUUUUAUGAACAAAUAAAAUAUAUUUUACCAA
This is a messenger RNA of Sorex fumeus (smoky shrew), 4657 nucleotides long. RefSeq names its product heparan sulfate glucosamine 3-O-sulfotransferase 3B1-like. Gene Ontology annotation, molecular function: [heparan sulfate]-glucosamine 3-sulfotransferase activity. The coding region runs from base 278 to 1399 and encodes 373 amino acids. The record is from RefSeq and is a predicted model, not a curated record. The transcript has 2 exons. NCBI's taxonomy places the organism in Eukaryota, Metazoa, Chordata, Mammalia, Eulipotyphla, Soricidae.